GGCCCCCCGCGGGCGGCGCUUCGCUCCCGCCGCACGGCUGCUCCCGCGCGAUGGCCCGCCACCACCCGGAGCCCGACAGGUGAGCGGGACCCGGCGCCCCACGGGCCCGAGGAUGGGUCCUCCCGCCCCGCGGCCCCUCCCCGGCAUCCCUCGUUCCCCGCAGCCGGCCGUGCAUCCUCCCGCCGUUCCCGUCCCUCUGCCCCCACCCCCCACCCGCACCUCCCCGACCCUCCCGCGCCCUCGUUCCUUUCUCAACCCCCCCCAGACCGAGCCCCCAGCCCCACUCAAUCCCCCCAGCAUCCUUCCCAAUUCCUCCCAGCAUCCCUCCUAAUCCACCCAGCACGGUCCCCCUCCGCGUCCCCCACCCGCAUCCCCUAGCAUCCUCCCGUCUCCUUCGCCCUCCCCGCUGCCCCCUCCCCCACCCAGCACCAUCCCCACCCAUUGCCUCCCAACACCCUCCGUCUCCCCAUUCGCUUCACCCUAUUAACGGCUUCCUCUCCCUUGCUGGCUCAGGUCCAAGCCCACGGUCGCCCUUCCCAUUCCCCCCUCCCCCUCAGGAAGCCCCCAGGGAUGUGGGGUGCAGGAUCCUGGCCUUGCACCUGCGGUGGGUCUCCCCGUACCCCCCGCUCCAGACCAGGCCCCGGCCACGCUGCCGCCCGCCAUCCCCAGCAUCAUCUCCUCCAGCAGACAAAAGCGCUCUGUGAGCCAACAGCGUUCCCGCUCUGCAUUUCUGCUCCUUGUCACCAUUCCCCAUCCCUGCUCCCAGCAGUGGGGUUUUAUCCCCGACCCCAUGCUCCAGCAGCCCCUCUGCACCCUGGCUGUUUCCCAAACUGGCAGCGGCUGUGUGAUGGCGCAGGGAGGAGGGUGUUUAUCUUCUGCCUGCAAAACGUGGUUAAGCUGUUUCGCCUUUGGCCGGGGAGGGCUGAACAACGGAACCGCGCAGCUCUCACGUGAUGUGAGACAAAGCUGGAACUGCAGUUCUUCCCCGGAGUAAUUCUGUAAUUGAUUGAUCGUGAGGCAAAAUCUGUUACACCGCAUAGGGCUGGUUUGGUUUGGUUUGGUUUUUUUUUCCCCACUCCAUUUCUCUUCCUCAACCCGCGUUUUUUAGCUGAUGAGGAGUGCAAAGCAGGGCUAUCAGCCAACUGCAGGCAAACCUUGUUUAGCGCGGCAGCACCUGGCGAAGCUGCACAGCAUUUUCCCCAGCCUUGCAGGUACUCUCAGUGUAGUUUUUGCAGGAUGAACACCAUUCCUGUUCCAGCAGGACUCCCAACUGCAGCAGCUCCGUUUUGCUCACGUCGCUUCGCCUCCUCCCUCCCUUGCUCCUCAGCCCGAAGUUGUAAAGGUUAUUUUCUUGCUGCUGGGAAGGCGGACGUGCCGGGUGUUUGCUUCUGAUUGCACAGUGAAGCACAGAUGGAUGUCACCUGCUGACGGUUAUUCUGGGUUGGCUUUGUGGAGCUCCAUGGAAAGGUUUCCACAUCUGGUCCUUAAAAGUUGGAAAUAGUAAAUCUCCUUUCUCAGGAGCGAAGGGACAGUGAAGAUAUGCCUGGGUUUGCCAUGGGCUGCCAGCAGGUGGUCAAAUUGGAACCAUUUGCCUCUUCUGGAUCAUCUGGUCUGUCUGAGCUUCAUACAUUGCUAAAGAAGAUGAAUAACGUUUUCAUCCUGCUGCUCUUCCAGGCCUGAACACGGAGCAAAGGGCUGAAAACCACCGGGGACUAUUGACUAGGCUUCUGUUCCUGCUCGCUUCUUUCAUUUCCUGAGAGAAAAAGGGGCUGGGGAGCAAGGCUUGCCCUCAUGGGAGCUGCUGUGUCAGAGCUGGGUAUCCCCAGCAGCACUGUAUCGUGGUUUUGUAUGUGAUGAGGGCAGGAGCUGAAGUCCACGAGCAGUAUUUGAGAAAAUCUGUUUUUAAGCACCACCCUCUGUCAUUACUGUUCAACUUGCCUUAAAACCUGCUUGGUUUCCUCACAUUCUUUGGCUUGGAUGAAAAGGUGGCUCAGGAUUGCCAGGUCUUCUCAUGCAUUUCCCAUUUUGUCUUCCAGCGGAAUCGAAUCUCUAUCUGCAGAUGAACACGAACUGGAGACCUCUUGUGAGGACAGCACGGGCGGUGCAGGGGAACUGCCAGCAGGAGAGGGCAGCUCCGGCAGCGGCUCUGGCAGCCCCAGCAGCAGCUCUAACAGCAGCUCAGAAGAUGACUCAGAUACAGAGGAGUCGGACACGGGGCGGUCAGAUGAAGAACAAGAAAAGAAAGAAUCACAGCCAGUUUGCAGUGAAUCAGGUGGGGAGGACUGUCUGCCCCACUGUGAGCACUGCAGAAAAGAAAAUGUCCAGAGGGAGCAAGUGACACCUAGAAGGCUUUCUGGAGAACAAUAUUUAAUGAAGCUGGAUGCAGAAGGCACAUACGAGUGCAGUGUCACCGGCCUGAUUUUUGACGUGACCAAGGCAGUCACCAUCAACUACUCCCUGCUGUCCUGGAGCAAAUACGCCGGGCUGGUAGAGCCGCCAUGGGUGGUGGGCGGCCCGCUGUUCGACGUGCGCUGCGAGGCGCCCUCCGCCCUCACCUCCAUCGCCUUCCCGCACUCCCUCUGCCUCGGCGAUGGUGGCUCCCAUCCGGCCUUCAAGGUGCUGCACAUCAAGGGUGCAGGUGCGGCCAUCGAGCCAUCCAUGGACUUCUCGGCCUCGCACGUGCGGUGGCUGGUCAGCUCGCUGUCCCCUGUCGGGCCGCUCAUCCGCAGCGAGGAGCCCCUGCUCUACCAUGGUGCUGUCGUCCUCUACAAGGCCAUCGAUGACGACCCCUCCUUGCUGUUCCGGGUCUACGUGGCGACGAACAACGACUCCUUCAUCAAGGAUAUAUCAAGAGCAGUAAAACAUUCCAAAAAGAAAUUCAUUAAAAUUGACAAGCCCCCCGUGUGCCAGAAAUUACUACAGAAUGGAAAGAGAUACAGAUUGAUUUGUGAACCAGAAGCUGAAAUAAAUCCAGAGGAAAUUGAAUUUGUUGAUGGAUCUCUUUUGAAGCUGAAGAGUUACAUUGAAGUCUAUUUUGAGAAACCUGAUGACUUCACCUUAUCUUUGGUUGAACUGGACUCGGAUGCAGUUGUAUGGAAAGCAAAACUAAGAGAAAGUGACUGGAUACAUUAUGACCAGAACAAAAAUGAGCAAACAAGAAUUCCAAGCAGUGUCAAAAGGCGGAAAUCAACCAACAGCUUUUCUGAAGAAGAGAAACACUGUAACAAAAAGCAAAGGUCUAACAAUUAUACAGAUGGAAUUAAAACCAGAAGCUUGCUAACUGAUCAACAGCUGAUGGUAAUUGCAAAGUUGUUUGGCGUGGAGUGGAAAGAAAUUGCCAUUGAGUGCCUUCAGAUGGAAAUGAAAGACAUUCAGCAGAUUCAAGCAAAUGAAGAGGUAGUCAAUAUCCAGAAAUUUCUGAUGUUAAGCAAGUGGAGAGAAAGAGAGCAGAGCAACGGGACUGCACAAGCCUUGUGCAACAGGCUCCGUGAAAAAGUGUCGUAUGAAAUUGUGCAAGCACUAGAAGGCUUUUUGGCUGAGUGAUGAGUUGGAGAAGUGGAUGAGAAGUCGUGAACUUUCCCCACCCAAAUGGUUAAACUUUUCAAGCUAUUUUCCUGGGAUUUCGUUGUGAUGAAGAUCCAAAUCAUAAUCAGUCAGCGGAAAGUUUAGAGCGUCUUCAAAAGAAAUGUGAAUGAAAUUUUGCACCUACGUAAGUGUAAGUAGCAUUCUGGGAGUCAUUACUCGCGCAUUUGCAUACCAGUCAUUGCAGCUGGAUGGAAGUGCCAGGCUUGACGUGCCCAAAACUGAAAGCUGCCACUGAAUCUUGUCGUGUUUGAGCCAAUCCUGAAAGACAACGAGCACUGGGAGAAAUGGCUUUACCUUUACCAGGUAUAUGACUGUUAUAUUGAAACACUUUUAUUUGAAUCAGGGAAAGACGAGGGAGAAAAGUUGUAUCAAAACUUUCAUCCCCUUAAAGUAACGAAACUGUCAGAAUCAUGAGGUACAUUGUAUUGCUCAGAGAUGCCUAGGAUCAGGGAAAAAAGACUCCUUAAACUUGCAGAUAAACUCCUUUGCGGAAUCACUGUUUAUACACAACCACUGUAUGUAUCCCCAUGCGCUCACCUUGAGCUGUGGUUCUGUUUCCUUGAACCCGAAGACCACUGUCAUUGUAGCACCACUAAGAACUGCGGGCAGCUUUGAAUCUUCUGUGGGAUUUUCUUCUCUCUGUACAGUCUGUCUCAAUUUUUAUGAGAUUUUUUUUUUUUAUGGCAUAUUUCUUUUUUGUACUAUGAACUUUUUGUACUUCUUUUUUUACGUGGUUAAUUUUAACUUGAAUAGAAGGGGGGGGCUUAAGCUAAAAUAGAGAAAAUCAGGAUCUCCAGGAUGGUUGUUAUCCCGAGGGCAGGACCUGUAGCACACCGUUGUAAAAGAUCUGAAAAUAAUGUGACUUGCUGAACAGAAUGAUGGCCGGAGUGUGUCCCGUUUGCAGACACAUUGUUCUUUUCAUCAUCUCCUGCUGUGUAUGUUUACGGAGAAAAAACAACAGACGUACUUUUAAAUAUAAGGAUUAAAAAGAGAAUGUUUUGGCUA
Molecule: messenger RNA, 4590 nt
Organism: Gallus gallus (chicken)
Lineage: Eukaryota; Metazoa; Chordata; Aves; Galliformes; Phasianidae
Gene: NLRP1L
Product: transmembrane protein 40
Exons: 15
Coding region: 1978-3543 (521 amino acids)
Biological process (GO): signal transduction; regulation of DNA-templated transcription elongation; mRNA export from nucleus
Cellular component (GO): THO complex part of transcription export complex
Molecular function (GO): protein binding
Source: RefSeq, a predicted model, not a curated record